Fusarium vanettenii 77-13-4 is the source of this 165-nucleotide messenger RNA. RefSeq lists its product as uncharacterized. The transcript has a single exon. The coding region runs from base 1 to 165 and encodes 54 amino acids. NCBI's taxonomy places the organism in Eukaryota, Fungi, Ascomycota, Sordariomycetes, Hypocreales, Nectriaceae. The record is from RefSeq and is a predicted model, not a curated record.
AUGUAUAAAGAAGACGCUAAUGAGUCGGAUGCGGACGACGCUGCCUCGGACGAUUCCCACCUAAUUAUUCACGUCAGAGUAUUCGCGCUCGCAGAGAAAUACGAUAUACUACCUCUUAAAGUACUAUCUCUAAAGAAAUUUAAGGCUAUAGUCCGAUUGCGCUAG